UGCUCGGCGCACGGCGGAGCUGCGGCUGCUUCUGCUGCUGAGGGGAGCAGAGAAGGUGGCGGUCUUGCGCCUCCCUGGACUUCCCAAGUGGGGGCAGAGCAGUCGCUCGCGGGAGACGUCAGUUGGAAAGGCACAGGGAAACAGGAACCUUCAAACUCCUCCUCGGCGUCUCCUCUCCACCCCUUUGGCCCCUGCCCUUGAAGAAAGUGGAGUGUGGCGUUUGGCUGUGGUUAUUUCUUGGGACUGCUUCGCCGUGCACGGAUUCAGCGGCUGCCCAGUGGGGCUCUCCGCUGUUUGCGCGACUCUCGGUGUUGUUCCCUCCGGCACACCUCUAUCGACGAUGAGGAAAGGUCUGCGGGCGACAGCGGCCCGCUGCGGACUGGGACUAGGAUACGUGCUGCAAAUGCUCGUGCUACCUGCCCUGGCCCUGCUCAGCGCCAGCGGCACCGGCUCAGCCGCUCAAGACGACGACUUUUUUCAUGAACUCCCAGAAACGUUUCCAUCAGAUCCACCUGAGCCUCUGCCACAUUUUCUCAUUGAGCCAGAAGAAGCCUAUAUUGURAAGAACAAGCCUGUGAACCUGUACUGUAAAGCCAGCCCUGCCACCCAGAUCUACUUCAAGUGCAAUAGCGAGUGGGUUCAUCAGAAGGACCACAUAGUAGACGAACGAGUGGACGAAACUUCUGGUCUCAUUGUCCGGGAAGUGAGCAUUGAGAUUUCACGACAGCAAGUGGAAGAACUCUUUGGGCCUGAAGACUACUGGUGCCAGUGUGUGGCCUGGAGCUCAGCAGGCACCACGAAGAGUCGGAAGGCUUAUGUGCGCAUCGCAUAUCUGCGGAAGACAUUUGAGCAGGAACCCCUGGGAAAGGAAGUGUCCCUGGAACAGGAAGUCUUACUCCAGUGUCGACCACCUGAAGGGAUCCCAGUGGCUGAGGUGGAAUGGUUGAAAAAUGAAGACAUAAUUGAUCCUGUUGAAGAUAGAAACUUUUAUAUCACAAUCGAUCACAACCUAAUCAUAAAGCAGGCCCGCCUCUCAGAUACUGCAAAUUAUACCUGUGUCGCCAAAAACAUUGUUGCCAAGAGGAAAAGCACAACUGCUACUGUCAUAGUCUAUGUWAAUGGUGGCUGGUCCACCUGGACAGAGUGGUCUGUGUGUAAUAGCCGUUGUGGACGAGGGUAUCAGAAACGCACAAGGACCUGCACCAACCCAGCACCACUCAAUGGCGGKGCCUUCUGUGAGGGGCAGAGCGUGCAGAAAAUAGCCUGUACCACACUGUGCCCAGUGGAUGGCAGAUGGACCUCAUGGAGCAAGUGGUCUACUUGUGGGACUGAAUGUACCCACUGGCGCAGGAGGGAGUGCACAGCACCAGCCCCUAAGAAUGGGGGCAAGGACUGCGACGGCCUGGUCUUGCAAUCGAAGAACUGCACCGAUGGGCUUUGCAUGCAGACUGCUCCUGAUUCGGAUGAUGUUGCUCUCUAUGUUGGGAUUGUGAUCGCAGUGAUUGUUUGCCUGGCCAUCUCUGUUGUCGUGGCCCUAUUUGUGUAUCGGAAGAACCAUCGUGACUUUGAGUCUGAUAUUAUUGACUCUUCAGCCCUAAACGGGGGCUUUCAGCCUGUGAACAUCAAGGCCGCCAGACAAGAUCUCCUGGCGGUGCCCCCAGACCUCACUUCAGCGGCAGCCAUGUACAGGGGACCUGUCUACGCCUUACACGACGUCUCAGACAAAAUCCCAAUGACCAAUUCUCCAAUUCUGGAUCCACUGCCCAACCUGAAAAUCAAAGUGUACAACACCUCGGGGGCUGUCACUCCCCAAGAUGACCUCUCUGAGUUUACAGCCAAGCUGUCCCCGCAGAUGACCCAGUCCUUGCUGGAGAAUGAGGCCCUUAACCUGAAGAAUCAGAGUCUCGCCAGGCAGACGGACCCAUCCUGUACAGCGUUUGGCACCUUCAACUCCCUUGGGGGCCACCUUAUUGUUCCCAAUUCAGGAGUAAGCUUGCUGAUUCCUGCUGGGGCCAUUCCCCAAGGGAGAGUCUACGAAAUGUAUGUGACUGUACACAGGAAAGAAAAUAUGAGGCCACCCAUGGAAGACUCUCAGACGCUCUUGACCCCAGUGGUGAGCUGUGGGCCUCCGGGAGCCCUGCUGACCCGCCCUGUCAUCCUCACUCUGCAUCACUGUGCAGAUCCCAAUACAGAGGACUGGAAGAUCCAGCUCAAAAACCAGACAGCACAGGGACAGUGGGAGGAUGUAGUAGUGGUUGGAGAGGAAAACUUCACUACCCCCUGCUACAUUCAGCUGGAUGCAGAGGCCUGCCACAUCCUCACAGAGAACCUCAGCACCUACGCCCUGGUUGGGCAAUCCACCACCAAAGCCGCAGCAAAACGCCUGAAAUUAGCCAUCUUUGGGCCUCUCUGCUGUUCCUCCCUGGAGUACAGCAUCCGGGUCUACUGUUUGGAUGACACUCAGGAUGCCCUGAAGGAAGUUUUACAACUUGAGAGACAGAUGGGAGGACAGCUUCUGGAGGAACCCAAGGCACUUCAUUUUAAAGGAAGUACCCACAAUUUGCGCCUAUCCAUUCAUGACGUUGCCCAUUCCCUCUGGAAGAGCAAAUUGCUGGCUAAAUAUCAGGAAAUUCCUUUUUACCAUAUCUGGAGUGGGUCUCAAAGAAACCUCCACUGUACCUUCACUCUGGAAAGAUUUAGCCUGAACACAGUGGAGCUGGUUUGCAAACUCUGUGUACGACAGGUGGAAGGAGAAGGGCAGAUCUUCCAGCUGAACUGCACCRUGUCAGAGGAACCUACUGGCAUAGAUUUGCCCUUGCUGGAUCCUGCCAGCACCAUCACCACCGUCACAGGGCCGAGUGCUUUCAGCAUCCCUCUUCCCAUCAGGCAGAAGCUCUGCAGCAGCCUGGAUGCCCCACAGACAAGAGGCCAUGACUGGAGGAUGCUGGCUCAUAAGCUAAAUCUGGACAGGUACUUGAAUUACUUUGCCACCAAAUCAAGCCCCACUGGUGUAAUCCUGGAUCUCUGGGAGGCACAGAACUUCCCAGAUGGAAACCUGAGCAUGCUGGCAGCUGUCUUGGAAGAAAUGGGAAGACAUGAAACCGUAGUGUCUUUAGCAGCAGAAGGGCAGUAUUGACCACACUGGAAAUGAAGAUGAAGGAGGAAAAUGCACAGGGAGUCUGUGGCCGUCCAGGGAAAACACAGCUGAGGAGGAAAUCCAAACUAGACCAAUGAGCUUCACAGGCAAGAUGGCAGCAGGAGAGAGAAGGAGAACAGAUACGACUACCAAUGUACAUGCCCACUUGACUUGGACAGUAUCACAGGAGUUAAGAAAAAUCGUGUAAAUGUGUACCUUGAAUUUAGAAGUCAACCUAAUUUUCCUCUUAGUUGGGCUGUAUGCUGUAUGGUACAGGAUCUUACAGUUUCCUAGGAAACGCUUUUUAUUGCUAUCCAGAUAUAUGGAUAAACUUUCUUAACAAACCCAAUUUCUACAAAUGUUGUUUACAUCAAAUUGGACAGGGAUGCAGACACUGUCCAUGGCGCAUUCUAUUUUUGUUCAAAAUCAUUUGAAGUUGAAGCUGUGGACGGUUUGUUGUGUCUAUUUCAGAUUAGUAAUUUACAAAGAAGUCAGACUUUUGCUACAAAUCUCGUACAUCCAGUGUCUCAGAUAAUCCUCCCAAUCAAUGUUCUGUUUCUAGAACUUGUAGAACCAGUGUUACUGUUUGUAUCAGGGAAGGGGAGAAUCUCAAUGGAAAGGAGAAAUGACUUAAGAUUCCUUAUGCCUUGGGUGCACCUGCCUGGUGCGCUUUUUAGGAGUAAAGCUGUAGCAUUGCAGGGAAGAUAGUGAUUCAUGUUCAAAUGCUCAAAACAUUUCUUCUUGGCGUGUUUGAAAUAUGAAAUUUAAAGAUUUUUUUUAAAARGGUAUCAUUAUUAUUAUUGAUGAGUAUCUGCAAGUAUUUUAGUAAAAGGGUCUUCUUUUAACUUCUGUUUUUGUUAGCGGUACUGUUAGUAUUUGGUAUUGACWAGACCUGCCUCACUUCCUCACAUAAGAGGUGGGUGUGGUGACCAGCUUAGUCCAACAGGCAUUGCUUCCUUGACCUUUGACCCUCUUCUACCAUUCUACCCUGGAAAGGUAGAAAGCAUUCACUGGCUUAUCAAUCAGUUCUUUCAGCUUGCUCAGACAGGGUCUUUCUCCUUUGCGUCUUACUAUGAGAAGUGUUCCCCCUGAAUUUCACUUAGUAGUGUAGUUGUGUGGUGCCACGUUGACUCUCCAUAGUACUCUGUCUGCCUUAGGGGCAGUGUGGUUGGGGAAAUAGCUAGAAAUCAGAAAACCAAUUCUGUCUAGCUGAACUGCCUUGGGGAAGGCAUUAAAACUCAUUGGAUUUCAGCUUCCUUACCUGUAACAUAAGGGAUGGGACUAGAUCACCUUCAAGGUUCAACAAUGCUGGACUUCCAUUGUUAGGCCUCCAGUCUCAUUCAUCAGUCUGAAGUUGAUAACAGACUCUGACCUGGAUCAUUCAGUCAGCUAGCCUUCCCCCCCCACACUACAUUAUGCCUUUCAAAUCAUUUUGACUUGGCAGAGAAUUAUUCUAACCUGCAAUAUAUUUGUUCAGCUUUAAAGUCCUUUCUUUAUAUCCUUGCAUUAUGCUGCUCAAAGAGAGACAGCAUCCCUUUAGUAUCAUGUUCUUCUCCUCUCAUGGGACCCCUAGCUUUCUUGCCUUCCUGACUAGUGGUAAAUUCUKCUUUGUUAUUGUUUUGUUCUCUUAAUAUCAAAAUCAUUCCUACAAGUUCUUCCUGCAGUAGGAACUUGAUGUGUUUUAUUC
Molecule: messenger RNA, 4823 nt
Organism: Urocitellus parryii (Arctic ground squirrel)
Lineage: Eukaryota; Metazoa; Chordata; Mammalia; Rodentia; Sciuridae
Gene: Unc5c
Product: unc-5 netrin receptor C
Biological process (GO): netrin-activated signaling pathway; axon guidance
Cellular component (GO): membrane
Molecular function (GO): netrin receptor activity; protein binding
Source: RefSeq, a predicted model, not a curated record